Molecule: messenger RNA, 2911 nt
Organism: Larimichthys crocea (large yellow croaker)
Lineage: Eukaryota; Metazoa; Chordata; Actinopteri; Sciaenidae
Gene: grna
Product: granulin a
Exons: 14
Coding region: 145-2394 (749 amino acids)
Cellular component (GO): extracellular region
Source: RefSeq, a predicted model, not a curated record
CUCUCUCUCUCUCUCUCUCUCUCUCUAUCAGGGGCGUGUUCAAUUACACAGAGCAGGUUUUAUCAUUUGUUUUAUUGUAAGUCGAGACACUUGUGAAAUAUCUGCCGGCUCGUUCACAGCAGCCCUUCAAGUCUUUUCACCAAGAUGCAGAGGUGGGUUGUGAUCUGUUGGGCUCUCUUGGCCCUGGUUGGUGCAGAUGAGUGUCCAGAUGGAGGAAGAUGUGAAGAGGGUCAAACCUGCUGCAACGACCCGGACAGUGGCUACGAAUGCUGCCCGUUUGACCAGGCUGAGUGCUGUGAGGAUCACAUGCAUUGCUGCCCCGCGGAAACAAUCUGCGACGUGGCCACAUCCAGCUGUGUGAACGCUACCGUGUCCAUCCCCUGGGUUGAUAGAGCUUCUGCUGACAAACCGACGCUCUCUAAAUCCUUCAGGAUGAUCAGGGCGUACAAGGGGGAGGACGAGGAGAACGUCUGUCCUGAUAACUCACGAUGCCCACCUGAGUAUUCCUGUCUGAAGGCCUUGACAAAAUAUGGCUGCUGUCCCCUCGCUCAGGGAGUCUCCUGCUCUGAUGGGAAACACUGCUGUCCUGAGAGCCACCAGUGCAGCGAAGACAGCCGCUCCUGCAUCAAGAAAGAGUUUGUGACUUCAAUCCUGUGCAGUGACGGAGUGUCAGAGUGUCCUGAUGGAACCACCUGCUGCGAAGACGCAGAAGGAAAGUGGGGAUGCUGUCCCAUGCCAAAGGCUGUGUGCUGCGAGGAUAAGACACACUGCUGUCCUGAAGGGACCACAUGCGACACCGAACACUCCAAAUGUAUUUCCACAACUACCAGAAAAGAGAUGCCGAUGUGGGCGAAACUGCCUGCUAGAAUAAGAGCCGAGUGGGAGGAUCACAAAUUGGCCGAACAAGUGACUGCCAAAACAGCUAAUGAGGGCGAUGAAAAAGCCCCUGAAGUGACAACAGUAAAUUCAGUUCCUCCUACUGAGAAGGAAGUGACAGUGUCAUCUGUUGCUAAGGCAGCUGCAGGCGACGUGCCCUGCAAUGAUACAGCUGCCUGUCCAGAUAACACCACAUGCUGUAAAACUGACACGGGCGAGUGGUCUUGCUGUCCCCUACCAGAGGCUACAUGUUGUGAAGAUCAUAUUCACUGCUGCCCACACGGUAAGAAAUGCAAUCUGGCUGCCCAGACCUGCGAUGACGAAAAAUGCUCCGUGCCAUGGGUUGCAAAGAUACCGGUAAUGCUCAGGGUGAGCGUAAAGGUGGAGGAAGUUCCAUGUGACUCCACCGCCAGUUGUCCUGAUGGCACCACCUGCUGCAAGAACAAAUCAGGACUAUGGGCCUGCUGCCCUCUUCCUGAGGCGGUCUGUUGUGACGACCAUGAGCACUGCUGCCCGUCCGGCACCACCUGUGACCCCACCUCCACCUCCUGUGACAGCAGCUCAGGCUCAGUGCCCAUGCAACGGAAGAUACCUGCAUUUACAACAGUGGCGACCACUACGGAGGCGACCUCAACCCAGACUACAAAAGCUGCAAGCACAGAGCAAACUGAGGAUGCGGAUGAAGACGAGGUGAUGCCGGAUGAAGACGAGGUGAAGCUGGAUGAGGACGAGGUGAAGCUGGAUGAGGACGAGGUGAUGCCGGUUGAGGAGGAGAGUAAAGAGGUGGAGGGCAAGAUUGAGUGCGACCACCACACCAGCUGCCCGCAUUCCUCCACCUGCUGCUUCAUGAGCUCGUCUCAGAAGUGGGGAUGUUGCCCGCUGCCAAAGGCCGUGUGCUGUGCUGAUGGAAACCACUGCUGUCCCAGCGACUACCAAUGCGAUGAGUCCAAGACCUCGUGCACCAAAGGAGAAGUGGUGAUCCCGUGGUACACAAAGCUUCCAGCCACCACCAGCGUCCAGGCUGAACCCAACUCCAUGCAGUGCGACGGUCAGACUCAAUGCCCCGAUCACACCACCUGCUGCAAGCUGGUCACGGGCCAGUGGGGCUGCUGCCCGCUGGAAAAUGCUGUGUGCUGCCCAGAUAAGGAGCACUGCUGCCCUCAGGGUUACACCUGUAACAUCGCCUCCAACUCCUGCGAGAAGGUCAUCAUGCUGCAGCUGGAGAGUCUCCCACUGACACCGGUGUUUCUGCCUGAGCAUCAUCCAGAGCCCAGUGUCAGCGAAGUCAAGUGUGACGAUCAGACCAGCUGCGAAGACGGAGAGACCUGCUGCAGGACAUCGGCAACUACAUGGGGCUGCUGUCCAUACGCUAACGCGGUGUGCUGCAGCGACAUGCUGCACUGCUGUCCCACCGGCUACACCUGCACCGGUACUGGAGACUGCACCCAGGACCCCAGGCUUCACUGGCUCAACUGGCGCAUUUUCUACGCCAACAAGAAGAGAGCUCUAAUAGUGUGAAAACAUCUCUCCUGCACAUCAUGUCAUUUGUUUCUGCGCGCUAUGCACUAAUGGGAAAUAACGUAAAAGGAUUUUAUGAUAAUUGUUUAAAUGCUUUGUUGUUAGGUUACAGUAGCAGAGGGUUGCACUCGGGGGUUAUGAUGUUCACUUCUGACAUGUUGUUCAUUACACUCUUUGUUAUUCCAAGCACACUGUUUGCUACUUGAAACUCUACUCCAUCCAUAAAACACUCCACAUUUUAUUUUAUUCACUGUCUGAUUCUGUAUGAUCUGCUUCAGCUGUUGCAAAGUGCACUCUUCAAUCCAUCAAUAGUCAUAAAUACGGGGCAUAAUUUAAAAUCAAACAUAUACUCCUGCGUGAUGAAUGAGUCUGCCGUGGUGCCGUUUUCUGGUCAGUACUUGUGUUUAGUGUUUAGAUGUGAAGCAAACAUGGAUAAAUACAUGAUUGGUGCAGCUUUUUCUCUCGGGGAGUCAGAGAUAUUGGAUAAAACUAAUAAACGAGAUCUGAUGUAACAACA